This is a messenger RNA of Marasmius oreades (fairy-ring Marasmius), 1720 nucleotides long. RefSeq lists its product as uncharacterized. Gene Ontology annotation, biological process: carbohydrate metabolic process. The record is from RefSeq and is a predicted model, not a curated record. The transcript has 9 exons. Bases 18 to 1361 code for a protein of 447 amino acids. Gene Ontology annotation, molecular function: chitin deacetylase activity. Lineage: Eukaryota; Fungi; Basidiomycota; Agaricomycetes; Agaricales; Marasmiaceae. Gene Ontology annotation, cellular component: membrane.
UUUCCUCAACCACCAUCAUGAAGCAUCCUGUCCUCCUGUCUCUCGCAGCAGCCUCUGUCGCCGCCAGCAAUGUUCAGGUUCAACAUCGUCAGGCAGCGAGCCAGAGCAGCCCUGCGUCUCGAUCGUCCGCUGCAGUUUCCCUCACUUUCACUCUAGCCUCAACAAAUCCUACGGCAGUCCCAUUAUCUUCUAUCACCGCUACGAUGGCUACAGUUCCAACCAUUCCCUUACCUUCCACCCCACAAGCUGGUGCUUCACCCACUGCGGUAUCCGGUGCACCUGGUCUGCCCGAUACCAGCACUAUCAACCCUGCAAAUUAUCCACCUCUAGACAAGACGCCGCCUGUCAAUUCGCCUGAAGUUCAGGCAUGGAAAAAAGAAGUCGCCGAUUCUGGCAUUCCAAUACCCGAUAUUCCUCCUACGCUGCCAGGUGGCUGCCCGGCUAACCUUGCAGCUGCGCAGGAUACCAGUCGGUGUUGGUGGACCUGCGGUGGAUGCGUCCGCUCAACAGAUAUUUCGGACUGCCCGGACAAGAAAACCUGGGGCUUGACAUUCGACGAUGGCCCGGGUUUCUAUACCCCAAAUUUGUUGGAAUACCUCGAUAGUGCCCAGCUUCGAGCAACCUUUUUCACUGUCGGUUCACGAUGCAUUUCCAAUCCCAAAGGAUUGCAGUUAGAAUACCUUAAUGGACAUCAGGUUGCUGGUCAUACCUGGAGCCACCCCGCCCUGACGACCCUGACGAACGACGAAAUCAUUGCUGAACUUGGAUGGACAAGAAAGGUUAUGAAGGAUGUCUUGGGUGUAACACCUAACGUGAUGCGGCCUCCAUACGGUGAUGCUGACGACCGUGUCCGUGCUAUUGCGAGGGCUUUGGGCAUGUACCUCGUCAUGUGGACGAGGCUCUCACCUUCUGCAACUUUCGACACCGAUGACUUCAACGUGCAUAGCGGGAUGACAACUUCCGCUCAAGUCCUCAACAACUGGAACUCAAUUCUUGGGAAUGCCUCGACCAUGGACCACGGCUUUAUCGUUCUUCAACAUGAUUUGUUUCAGGAGACGGUCGAUAUCGCGACGGGUUAUAUCCUCCCUGAUGCAAUGAAGCAGGGAUUGCAGAUCAAGCCUGUCGUGUCAUGCUUGAACAAGCCGAUGAGUGAUGCGUAUACGGAGACAAAUGAUAACAAGACGAAUCCUCCCCCCGUGUCUGCUACUACUGUGGCCACGCUUACUGCUGGUGCUCCCGGGUCUGCACAAGCAACGGGUGCGACUUCAAAGAACGGUGCAAUACCUAAUGUCGCCUUUGUCCCGUCAACAGUCCUGGUUGGAUCGGCGAUGGCCAUGCUAUUCGCAGUUUCGUCGCUUUAGAGGCUCAUAAAUCGGUCUUGGAUGUUCUUAUUUAAGCUGUAUCGCUUUCUUUUCCUUGUUUUGCCCUUUCUUGUUGUGACUUUUUCUUACCACCCCUUUUUUUUGUUCUUUUCCUCGGACACUUUUGCUGCCCCACCCUGUCCUGUUGUUUGUUGCAGGCCAGCAUUUACGCGAGUACUCACCUAAAUUACUGAGCCCUUUCCGUGAUCCUCAUUACCCUGACCGCUGCUGGAGCAUUUCCUAUACAUAACCUACUCGUCAUUUCGACUACGUGCACAGAUCAUGCAUUAAUGAAGGAUGGACGUCUUGAAUGUAACGUUAUCAAUAUGACCUGGAAUGAAUCAAUACCUCGAACCCGG